This is a messenger RNA of Rhopalosiphum maidis (corn leaf aphid), 897 nucleotides long. RefSeq lists its product as uncharacterized. The record is from RefSeq and is a predicted model, not a curated record. The transcript is spliced from 6 exons. Lineage: Eukaryota; Metazoa; Arthropoda; Insecta; Hemiptera; Aphididae. The coding region runs from base 35 to 868 and encodes 277 amino acids.
UCACUAAUCAGAAAUUAUAAAAUACAAAUUAAACAUGAUUUGCUCAAUGAAAGUUAAGAAAAAUAAUAAUUAUUUGACAUCUUAUAGUGCGGCUCAUAAAUUGAUACCUAACGUACCGUUCGAGAGCAAUGUAUCGUCACUGGACCCAGGAAUUGAAUCGAAACCCAAUAUUCCGGAAUUAAAACAAUGGAAUUAUGACACCUCAACAAAUGUUCAUCAUGGUUUUAAAAUUAAUGCAAUGGACCCUAUUCAGAAAUCUAUAAAAUUAAAUGUUAACCAAACACUGUACAUGAUGCCUCAGUUCGAAAAAUAUUUGUCAAAUCCUCCAAAACUGAUGUACAUACCACCAACUGAAUACAAUGAUAAAUAUAUACAACCAAAAUUGAUAUCAAAUAUCAAACAAUUACCAGCAACAAUGAUUUGUGGUCAAACAACACCGGUUGCUCAAAAACUUCUUGACACAAUGGAAACACUAAAAGUUAGUGAUGCAGGAGCAAUUAGAAAAGUAGACCCAUAUGUUAGUACUCAGAAAUUAGAUUACAUUGAAAUAAAUCCAGAUACAGCAAAACAAUUAAAUUCUAAACAUUCAAAAUUAAAACACAUUAAACCAGCAUACGAGCCAUUUUAUGACGAACCAAUAUUCAAUCGGCAUAAUACUAUACGUUUACUCCCUAACACUUUAAAACACGUUCCACACAACGCUCUCAUAUCUGAGAUGAGAGCAUCAUAUAAAAUACCAUUUCAUACAUCAACAUUAGUGAAUACUGUUGAAAUGCCAAUAUCCAUUUCAAGGAAUUUAACUUUGUCACAAUUAUUGUCUGUACCUGGGAUGUAUACAAGUGAAUACUCAAAAAUUGGUGGAAAUUAAUAAUAUAAAAAUUAUACAAUAGUAAAAAA